AUGGAUAACUCAGCCGUUUUUGUUCAAGGCUACAUGGUUUAUAUUCUGGAAGGCGGUCAGUUCAUUGGCAUCGAAGUUGAAUCUACUAGCAUAAAGCUUGAAACUCUUCUUGGUGUUGACUUGACCCCUGUUGAUGUUGCCCUAUGCUACAGCGUCUCACCUAGGAAAGUCUCUCAUUUGAUUCCCAGGCACAAGUCCUUGCCGGAAGAGCCUCAUUUCUUAAAACGGCACGUACUAGACGAAACCGGAAAGCCGAUUGAUCCAAAGUUGUUUUACAAGCAAUAUAACCCGUACAAAAGCCGGUCAAUGAAGUUUGCUGCUCUCUCCUACAAAGAGAGGUCUUCAAUUGAAAACAUCCACUUUCUCUCUGCUAUUCCCAAGAAAAAGGGGGCAAGUGGGAUGUCCUUGUUGUCUAAAAUCGUUGAAGAUUGCAAAAGGCUCGAAAAUGGACUGGUGAUGUUCUCUGCCAAAGACAACGAAAACGUCUUAGUAGCAUCACCAUUCCUUUGGAUCGAGGCAGACACUCCAUGCCAUUCUGAACUAUGUGGUUUGCGCACACCGACAAGUCUGUACCCAUGCCGCAAAUGUUAUGUCCAUUUACAAAGAUCCAUGCCCAACCUCCAAAGCUCUUCGUAUUAUACUGGUAGACACACAGCAAGAACAAAGGCACACUAUCUUGCUGUUGCGUCUACCUCGGGACAUGGAUCGACUAUUCCAGAUGCUCCUUUGACUGGAAAUGCUCUGACAGCAAGCAACCUAUGCUUCACAAAUAGGGCAACAGAUGCAUUGUUGGAACUACAGUCAUUCGAUUCAUCGACAGAUACUUCAGUUGAAGUUCUGCAUAACAUACUUCUUGGAGUUGCUAAAUUGUCCAAAGCCCUCAAGGGUUAUGAAAACUCUCAAGGAAUUUCAAGAAAGUUCACUCAAGAGUUACGACACUGUGGCUCAUUCCUUGGGAGGGAUUACAAAGUUCUUCUGCAAAUUCUACCCACUAUCUUAGUUACAGAAUUUGCAAAUAAUAGUAUACUCUCUCUCAUAACUCCAUCUUUUGUCCGUCUUGGCCGUCUUUGCUCCUUGGUGUUUGUUAAAGCAGUAAGGUAUGAUUAUAAUAUGUACAUCAACGAAGUUGAAAAGGCAGUUACAAGCCUUAUCCAAGAACGGCAUCAUUAUGUCAUUACCUGUGAAAUCAAAGGACAUAAUCCGUAUUCCUCAAAGCCCAAGGUUCAUCUGCUCACACAUCUGCCCGACGAUCUACAAAGAUUUGGAACUGCUCUACACUACGAGACCGAAAAAGGUGAGCAGUUUAACAAACACAUCCGUGAACACCUAAUGCAUACCAAUAGGUUAAACACCUCAAGAGAUGUAUGUCUCAAGUUCGCCAAGCAAUCUGCAAUGAGACACAUCAUUGAUGGUGGUUCAUGGGUGAGCAAAGACAAAAUGAGAGAGAAGUAUGGUAAUUCCACAGCAGAAUUUUUUAAAGAAAACUUUAACAACAAUGUUAAGAAUAUCCUGUUCGGUAGAUCAAGAGACUUUGCUGAUAAUAACAACACUGAUGACAUUACAGCAAAAGCACUCUGUGACAAUACCUUUGCAGUGUUCAUGCUCAAGGAGAGUAGAGACCAACAUGUCCAUCCAUUUAUUGGAAAGGUCUCCUCUUUGAGAGUAGAACACUAUUGA
Phycomyces blakesleeanus NRRL 1555(-) is the source of this 1677-nucleotide messenger RNA. RefSeq lists its product as hypothetical. The record is from RefSeq and is a predicted model, not a curated record. NCBI's taxonomy places the organism in Eukaryota, Fungi, Mucoromycota, Mucoromycetes, Mucorales, Phycomycetaceae. The transcript is spliced from 3 exons. Bases 1 to 1677 code for a protein of 558 amino acids.